AUGCACAAACAACACACUGCACUCCGUUAUUUCAUGUGCGGGAAAAACAGUCAAUUAGGUGUCUGUUCAUCUCCUUCUAUUUUUUCUGAGAUUUGUUUUCGAGAAGAAAUCGCGGAUUUAAAAUGUGGUAAAAAUCACAUGAUGAUAAAAACACCAUUGGGAAAAUUAUAUGCCAUUGGAAGAAACAAUGAGGGUGCUUGUUCUUGCAAGGCAUCGUCAUGUUUAAACAUUAUUCAAAAGUGGAGACCAUGCCAAUUUAACAUUGCAUCAUUAAUUAAUGAAAAUAAUAAUAAUGGAAUGAACCUAUUCAAACAAUCCAAUAGUACUUACGAAAUAACAAAUAAGAAGGAAAGACGAAAAGAACGACGAAAAAUCGAAAGAAUGGAAGGCAAAAUAGAAAAGAAAAAAUCAAACAAAAAAACCGAAAAAUCAUCGCAAGAACCUGAGCCGGUCAUAGUAACAACAUUUUGUGUGGAUGAUUUUUCAUGUGGAAACUCUCAUUCUUUACUGCUAUUCAAUAAUAGGUCUGUGGUAAUGGCUUCUGGUAUUAUUGAGUCUUCUCUCCUUAAAAAAUCUCAAUCUAACAUAUUUACACCAAUCAAGGGAUUAGCGCUUAAAGCAGGACAACAGAAAUUCACAUUCAUUGCUUCGUAUGAAAAUUCUUUCCUUAUCACUGUUGACAACAGAUUUAUAAUGUUUCACACACCAACUAAUUCUUUUGAAUUUGACGCUCUCAAACAGUUUGGAUGUGCAGAGAUCAAUGAAAUUGCACUUAAUGAUCCCAAUUCGUUUGCAUUCACUUCUAACACAGGUCGAAUUUAUGUAUUUGAUGGCUCAUCCUGCAGCUGGCAAGCAGGAUGGAACAAUGCAAAAGCAAAUUGGAUUUUCUUUGAUGUUUUUUCUGCAAAUUGUUUUAAGGCCAAAUCACUUGCUUCAGGAAAAGUUAUUAAUUACUAUACAUCUUGGUUCCAAAGUAAUCUGUCACAUUUGACACAAGCUCGUUAG
Messenger RNA from Naegleria lovaniensis, 1005 nucleotides. RefSeq lists its product as uncharacterized. Bases 1 to 1005 code for a protein of 334 amino acids. The transcript has 3 exons. Lineage: Eukaryota; Heterolobosea; Eutetramitea; Acrasida; Naegleriidae. The record is from RefSeq and is a predicted model, not a curated record.